Messenger RNA from Monascus purpureus, 975 nucleotides. The record is from the annotation of a GenBank genome assembly. Lineage: Eukaryota; Fungi; Ascomycota; Eurotiomycetes; Eurotiales; Aspergillaceae.
AUGACAGUCAUCCCAGAAACAGACUCAAUCAUCACCCCAGACUCAAAGCCAGAAUCAGAACCCCGUUUCACCUUCACCACUGUACCAGGGUACUUUCUCCCGGAUCUCGAGGAGACGGAUCCCGGCAAGUUUGACUAUGACUCUACAAACUUUGGCCUCAUAGACCGCACAUACCCCUCUGACAAAGAUUUUGAUCCCAUAACCCUCCCGCAAACGACACAGUGGGAGCGUUUUGAGCACCAUGUCCGGAAACUAAACGCCGAUGCCAAAGUUUCUAGUCCGCCAGUUUCGUAUAAGGUUCUUUUCCUUGCAAGACAUGGAGAGGGGUAUCAUAAUGUUGCGGAGAGGUAUUAUGGGCGAGAAGCGUGGGAUUCCUACUGGUCCCUCCAACCAGGCAAUGACAAAUGGACCUGGUUCGACGCCAAACUCACUCCCACCGGCACCGACCAGGCCCUAACAGCCCGCAAGGCAUGGAAGAAGCACCUCGAGACGAAUCGCAUUCCGGCCCCGGAAUCGUACUACGUCAGUCCCCUGAUGAGAUGUCUGCAGACGGCUAGACUUACCUUCGAGGGAAUUGGGGUUGCGGGAACGAAGCCAUUUACGCCUGUUGUUAAGGAGAAUAUAAGAGAAACACUAGGAAUGCAUACAUGUGAUGCCCGCUCUCCCAAGUCUGUCAUCGAGGCUGCAUAUCCGACCUACGUCUUCGAGGAGGGGUUUUCUGACGCUGAUCCGGAUCCGUUUUUUGAUCCGGCGCGUCGCGAGUCGAAUAGUGAGCGGAAUGCGAGGGUUCGGGGGGCUCUGGUUGAUAUCUUCUCUCGGGAUGAGAAUGUGUUUGUCUCCGUCACGGUGCAUUCGGGGGUUAUUACUUCUUUUCUGGAGGUCAUUGGGCAUCGGCCUUUUCAGGUGAUGACAGGGGGUGUGGUGGCUGUACUUGUUAAGGGGGAGCGUAUUGGGGUUGAUAAGGCUAUCCUGUAA